Messenger RNA from Passer montanus (Eurasian tree sparrow), 1178 nucleotides. RefSeq names its product GPI-linked NAD(P)(+)--arginine ADP-ribosyltransferase 1-like. The coding region runs from base 789 to 1178 and encodes 129 amino acids. Lineage: Eukaryota; Metazoa; Chordata; Aves; Passeriformes; Passeridae. The transcript is spliced from 2 exons. Gene Ontology annotation, molecular function: NAD+-protein-arginine ADP-ribosyltransferase activity; NAD+ poly-ADP-ribosyltransferase activity. The record is from RefSeq and is a predicted model, not a curated record.
CACUGUGGUUUAUUGUUUUGCCUUCAAGUGCUCUUCUGUGGUUUUUUGCUCCGUCUUCUUAGCUUGCUUGACAUCCUGGAGUUGUUUUUCUCCUGAGUAGGCUCUUCCUGUUUUUGAGCUAUCAGGCACAAUGUGAAAUUCUACUCAGACCCGUAAAGGCUGGCUUUGGCACUAUGUCCAUUUUCCUGCAAAAAUCCCUCAACGGACAUCCUGUAGGCACCUUGCGCCUGAGGAUGAUCUUUUGGGGGAGUACCUGGGUGACUUCCCUGGCAUUGUUGGUGUGGCAGGAAACGUUCUGCACCCCAAAAAGGGAUCCAGCAAUGCCAGGAGACACCUCAGCCCAUGUUGUCGUGGUAGCUCAGAAAAUCCAUUUGCCAGUAAUCCCAGGAGUGUUUCCUCUUUCCGUGAUGCCUGGAGGUGAUGGUUUUGAAUUCAAAGCUGAGGUCAUCUGGGAUAUUGGGGCACUCAGUGAAAACCGCACUGAGAAAACAAAUUUUUAGGACUCUCCAGGACCAUAAAAGGAUUUCGAGAAAGAGGCGGAGCCAUGCAAAUUAUUUGUUGAAAAGUGAAGUUUCUGUACUAGGUGAGGGACACAUUGUAAUGAAUAUUUGUAAUUGUAGUGGAUAAAGACCCUGUGGCAAAUCCCCCGUGACCUACAGGAGCAGGAGAGAUCCACUGUGAGUCUGAAGUGAUAAAGAAUUCCGGCUUUCUGAUACCUCCAGUUCCUUCAGGGAGAUCAUUCUGGCCGAUUCUGUGUCUCCCCCUGCUCCCUGUGGCAUCUCCACUCCAUGGCCACUCUGGCUCACACCCUGGCACUGCUGGCCAUGGCCACCACAGCUGUUGAGAUGAUACCCCUGGACAUGGCCCAGGACUCCUUCGAUGACCAGUACCGGGGCUGCGGCCCUGCCAUGACCGCGGCGUUGCCGGCCCUCAACAGCUCUGAGUUCCAGCAGAACCCUGUUUUUGCUCAGGCCUGGUCUAAGGCCACAGCCGAGUGGCAGAGACGGGGGUCCCCUCUGUCCCCUCUGGCAUCCCCAGCCCAGGCCAUCGCCCUCAUGGCCUACACGAUGAAGGACGUGUACAAGAAGUUCAACGAUGCUGUGCGCGUGGCCGGGCGCUCCAGCCAGGAAUACCGGCUCUUGAAAACAACUCUACAUAGCCAGGAUUGGCCCAGAUGA